AUGUCAACAUCCGGACCUCCACAAUUCCGAUACACGCAGACCCCAUCCAAGGUUUUGCAUCUCCGCAACCUGCCAUGGGAGUGCUCGGAGGAAGAGCUGGUCGAGCUCUGCAAACCAUUUGGGAAGAUCGUCAACACCAAGAUCAAUGUUGGCGCCAAUCGCAAUCAGGCCUUUGUCGAAUUCCCCGACCUAAAUCAGGCAAUUCAAAUGGUUUCCUACUAUGCAUCAUCAUCUGAGCCGGCACAAGUUCGUGGUAAAACUGUGUAUAUACAGUACUCGAACAGACACGAGAUUGUCAACAACAAGAGUCCAGGCGAUAAUCCCGGUAAUGUAUUACUGGUGACUAUGGAAGGGGUAGAAGCUGGCGAUGUCAGCAUUGAUGUUAUUCACUUGGUAUUUUCGGCUUUUGGCUUUGUGCACAAAAUUGCUACCUUUGAAAAAGCAGCUGGCUUUCAGGCUUUAAUUCAAUUCACUGAUUCGGAGACAGCUUCUUCGGCAAGGAAUGCAUUAGAUGGCAGAAGUAUACCAAGAUACUUGCUGCCAGAACAUGUUGGUUCAUGUAACUUGAGAAUCUCAUACUCUGCCCACACUGAUCUUAAUAUUAAGUUCCAGUCUCACAGAAGCAGGGACUAUACAAAUCCAUACUUGCCUGUGAAUCCUACUGCCAUUGAUGGGUCUCUGCAGCUUGCUGUAGGCCCGGAUGGAAGGAAGAAAGAACCUGAGAGUAAUGUUCUACUUGCAUCAAUAGAGAAUAUGCAGUAUGCUGUUACUGUGGAUGUUCUUCAUACGGUGUUUUCAGCUUUUGGUAACGUGCAGAAGAUUGCAAUAUUUGAGAAGAAUGGCAGUACUCAGGCGCUAAUUCAGUAUCCUGAUAUUGCAACGGCAUCUGUAGCGAAGGAAGCUUUAGAGGGACACUGCAUUUAUGAUGGUGGCUAUUGUAAGCUUCAUCUAUCAUACUCUCGUCAUACUGAUCUCAAUGUAAAGGCUUACAGUGAUAAGAGCAGAGACUAUACAAUCCCAGACGCUAGUUUGCUUGCUGCAUCAUCACAAAUCCCAUGGCAGAAUCAUCAAGCUAUGCCAGCAUAUGGUGGGAAUGCAUACAAUGCUCCCCCAGGUGUGCCCGGUAUGCCACAUCAAGCUCCCACUGGCCAGUCGCCCGGUCCAGGACCAGGCUAUGGCUCAAACCCAGGAUCUUAUGGUGGUCAUACAUCAUAUCAACCACAACCGCCUAUGCAUCCGUAUGGCAAUACUGCAGCUGGUCCUCCUCAUUCAUCCCCUCACAUCUCAUAG
Messenger RNA from Linum trigynum, 1290 nucleotides. Lineage: Eukaryota; Viridiplantae; Streptophyta; Magnoliopsida; Malpighiales; Linaceae. The record is from the annotation of a GenBank genome assembly.